AUGACCUGCUGUGAAGGAUGGACAUCCUGCAACGGAAUCAGCCUGCUGAUUCUACUUCUGUUGGGAGUAAUUCUCAACGCCAUACCGCUAAUUGUCAACUUAGUUGAAGACCAAGGUUUUCAAAACCCCAUCUCUUGCUUUGAGUGGUGGUUCCCAGGAAUUAUUGGAGCAGGUGUGAUGGUUAUCCCAGCAACAACAAUGUCCUUGGCAGCAAGAAAAAGAGCGUGCUGCAACAACAAAGUCGGAAUGUUUCUUUCAUCACUGUUGAACGUACUCACAGUCAUUGGUGCUGUGUAUUGCAUGUUGGUAUCUAUCCAGGCUCUUGAAGAAGGUCCUCUCAUCUGUAACUCUCAAAGCAACAGUACUUCCAGCUGUGAAUUUUCAUUUAAAAACUUAAGGGACAUUCAUCCAGAAUCCUUCAACCUGCAGUGGUUCCUCAAUGAAUCUUGCACAAAGUCUACUGGUUCCAAUAAUCUCACCAACAACAAGGUCACAGCCAGCGACUGGAGAAGCUUGAACUUCGAGUCUACAGAAGACAAAUACAAGACUAUCCAUUUCUCAGUAUUUUUAGGUCUACUGCUUGUGGGAAUUCUUGAGCUCCUGUUUGGACUCAGUCAGAUAGUCAUCGGUUUCCUUGGCUGUCUGUGUGGAGUCUCUAAGCGAAGAAGUCGAAUUGUGUAACUUAAUGGUAAUGAAAUGGAAAUAUUAGCAGUUUGAAUCAUGAAAACUACAUUUAAAAGACACUCUUUUAGAAACCAGAAGUUCAAUAACGGAACAUUAUCUAGAAAGCUGUAUGAGUCAUUUUAGUGCAAAAGGUUGUUUUUAAAGCCACCUUGGAGGUGAUUCUUUUAAAUAGAAAGCAUGUUGGUAAAUGCAUAACACUUUCAUACGGAAAGGAAAAAUCAUCAGUGGUUGACUUUGGGGACAAGUAGAGAGAAGCUUUCAAUUUGUUUUGUAUCUUUCUGUACUAGUUGAAUUUUCUAACUCUAUAUUCCUGUGUGUGGAGAGAGGAAGAGAGGGAGGGAGAAAGGAAAAGGGAAGACAGGGAGGGAGGUCAGGACAAGAAGGAGCAGAAGUUAUCCUGGAA
Diceros bicornis minor is the source of this 1087-nucleotide messenger RNA. RefSeq names its product transmembrane 4 L six family member 20 (gene TM4SF20). The transcript is spliced from 4 exons. Bases 1 to 681 code for a protein of 226 amino acids. The record is from RefSeq and is a predicted model, not a curated record. Lineage: Eukaryota; Metazoa; Chordata; Mammalia; Perissodactyla; Rhinocerotidae. Gene Ontology annotation, cellular component: membrane.